Rhizophagus irregularis DAOM 181602=DAOM 197198 is the source of this 1353-nucleotide messenger RNA. The record is from RefSeq and is a predicted model, not a curated record. Lineage: Eukaryota; Fungi; Glomeromycota; Glomeromycetes; Glomerales; Glomeraceae.
AUUAUUUUUAGAACCUGCGAAAUAUCUUUACAUUAUAUUAAAUAUUAUAAAAAAGACAUAUUUAUUCGUCGUUUUCAUGUUAUUGGUUGUCCUUGCGCUUUCUCACGUGUUUUUACUCUUAUUACAACAUACGGACUUUUCUGAUCUUGACGAUAUCACUUCUAAGACGUCAAGCUAUACUAUACAAAAUAGUGCGGGUGAAACGAUCAGCACAUCUGUACAAGAUUUUAAUCGAAAACUUGAUAAUCCAAGUAAAAAUUUUGGUACAUCAUUUCUUUCAACAUAUGCUUGGUUACGUGGUUCUUAUCCACAAGAAGCUACCUGGAAUUUUUGGGCAGUUGAAGCAUUAACUUUGAUUGGUAGUCUUUUCUUAAUAACUGUCGUACAAAAUAUAUUUAUCGCCUUUAUAUGGGCUGUGUAUGCUGAAGCAUUUGAAAAGGGACGUGUUGCAUUAUUACGAUAUCGUGCCGAACUUAUAUCAGAUUAUGAAGCAUUAGAUGAAAUACAUUUUUCUCAUCCACCUUCAGAACCAGAAUAUAUUUAUUAUUUAGGUAAAUCAAAAAGUUAUGAUACAUGGGAAGGAAUAGUGAAAAAACGUGAAUUAAAGAAAAUAUAUGAGGAUUUAGAAAGCAAGAUGAAUAAGACUAGAUUAUCAUUUAAAGGGGAUGGUGAUGAUGAGAACUCAUUUUUGAAUUAUAAAGAAGUAAAAGAACCUGUUAACAAAUAUGAAAAUAUUAAUAUUGAAUCUAUUGAUGAUGAUAAUAUUUCAAGAAGUGACGAAAGUUUAAAUGAAUAUUAUAAUGAAAAUGAUAAUGAAGAAGAAGAUGAUGAUAAAGAAAAUAUUGGAGAUAUUGGUUUACUUCAUAGGAAAGUUAAUGAAAUUUUACAAAAUAUUAAAGUAUUUCACUAAAGUAUAUUUUUUGUAUAUUAUAUUAUUUGUAUUGUAUAUGUUUGUAUUUUUUAUUAAUUGUAUCUUAUAAUAUAGUUGUAAACUAAUAAAAAUGAUGAUCAAAAUUUCUUUUUGUUAAAUUAAUAAUAAUGAAAAAGUUUUUAUUCGUUUCGUCAGGUUAUCAAAAUUUGAUCGUGUCCAUUAACCCCAUUUCAAAGUGAAAAGUAAUGAUAAAAUUUGUUACCUUAAAAAACGAUGAUUUAGCCUCAAACAGCGACCUAUUUUCACCGCAAAAUGAAUUAGAAGGAAUCUUAUAUUUUUUGAAAAAAUUUUAUCAAAAAUCGUAAAAUAAAAUAAAUAAAUUGAAAUAACGAACUUUAUUGUAGUUACAUUAAAGUUUCAUUUCAUUAAAAAUAUUUGUAGAAUCUAAGAUUAUACAAAGUAAAUCGAGGAUUAUAAGCAUG